This is a messenger RNA of Paramecium pentaurelia, 1561 nucleotides long. The record is from the annotation of a GenBank genome assembly. NCBI's taxonomy places the organism in Eukaryota, Ciliophora, Oligohymenophorea, Peniculida, Parameciidae.
AUGAAGAAUAUUAACUAAUUUUAUUUGGAUAAAUAGAAUCAUAAAUCAAAAUGGCAUUUAGUAUUAACGACUUCUUUUGGUUUAAUAGCAUCAGCAUACUGUUUAGUAUUGCCACAUUAAAUGAAAAAUCUUGGUGAAAUAUUUAAUUUAGAUGAUCAAAAAGAAUUUUUAACUCUUUUGACAACUCUCCAUUACUUAUUAAAUUCAUUUCUACCCUACUUCUCUGGAGUAUUGAGAGAUUCUUAUGGAGAUACUUUUGCAAUCCUUUUUCAAAAUUUAUUAUGCGUUAUUGGUUAAUUUAUUACAACAAUAGGUGCUCAUUCAGGAAAUAAGAUUACUUUCAUAAUAGGAAGAAUUAUUAUAGGUUGGGGUAUAGAAUCUUUAUUAAUUGUUUUAACUUCUUUUAUUUGUUCCUAUUACAAAUUUACAUAUUUGGUAUUAAAUUACUUAAUUAUUUAGACUUUUGUAUUAGGAAUAUAUUAACUAAUUUAUAUGAGUGGAAUGGUUGUUUGUACUUUGUUUGCUCCAAAUAUAGAUUCUAUAUAUGGUUCAAAUGUUAUUGCAUUAUUAUUUACUAUUUUAGGGUUGAUUAUGGCUUUUGUAACAAAAGAUAUUGAUAUUAAUGUUUAAUCCAUAAUAAUUUAGAAAGGAGCAAACUAUUUUUAAAUAGAGGAAGGCAUAAAAAAAUCUUCAUAACUUUAUUAGAAGCAAGGUCCAAGUGAAAUUUUCUCUUUAUAAGAUGAUGGAGAAGAAAUAAAAAUUGAAUAAGAUUAUAUUGAAGCUUAAUAAAUAGAAUCAGAAGUUUUAGAUUAAAAUUUUUAUGAAAAUUGUUGUGGUUAUGGGAACAGACAUGAAUUUCCAAUUAUAUAUUGGUUAUUAUUAUUCUUUUACACUUUUGCAUCAACAUCUGUUCUUGUGUUGGUUGGUUAUGCAUAAGAAUUUUUAUUGAAUAAAUGGUUAAUCAAUCUUUAAAAUGGAGAAGAUUUAGCUAGAAAAUUAGUUACAUUAAUGUGGUUAUUCUCAGGAUUUAUAACUCCAUUAUUAGGUUUUGUGAUAGAUAUGUAUGGUUAAAGAUCAACAUUAGUAAGUUAUUAUGUAAAAUAGAAAGACUAUUUUCUCAGGUUUGAUGGCUAUUUGGGCUCAUAUAUUAGUACUGUUGUAAUCUCCAUUUGAAGGUUUACUGUUGUUAGGAUUUUCUUUUGCAUUAUCUUAUACAACUGUUUGGAGUAGUGUAUUAUAUUUAACACAUCCACAUAAAUAUGGUAGAAGUUUGGCUCUUUUUGUUUGUUUACAGAAUUUUGGAAUUUCUGUAACUCCGCAUAUUUGCACUUUCUUUGAGAUGUAUUUACAUUUUUUAAUUAGAUUGACUGAUUCUAAGAUUGUAACAGAAUCAUUUUUACUUUUGUUGGCUUUAAUGGCAACUGUAGCAUCUCUAUUAGUCUACAAAGAAGAUAAGAAAUAUGUGAAUCUAAUAGAUAGAGGUCUUUAGGUGGAAAGUGAAAUUACUUCUAAAAUGUAUCAAUUUAAAAUAUUUAGAAAAUCGUCAAAAAUUUAAAGUUGA